Vigna umbellata (rice bean) is the source of this 1282-nucleotide messenger RNA. RefSeq names its product GDSL esterase/lipase At1g71250. Lineage: Eukaryota; Viridiplantae; Streptophyta; Magnoliopsida; Fabales; Fabaceae. The record is from RefSeq and is a predicted model, not a curated record. Gene Ontology annotation, molecular function: hydrolase activity, acting on ester bonds.
CUACCUUCAUGAAUUUCAAUUCAUCGUCACCGCUUCCACGCCUUUAAAUAUUUUGUUCAAUAUCCUUUCAUUUCCCUCACUUUUCACCCAUCUUUUGUUCAGUAUUCAGGAAAAUGGGAGAAUGGAAACAUGCAAGAGCAUCAGCAGCAGCAAUGCUGCUUCUGCUUCUGUGCUUGAAUGAGAUUGCACAUGUAAACUCGCAGAGGGUACCUGCUUUGUUUGUUUUUGGAGAUUCAUUGGUUGAAGUUGGCAACAAUAAUUUCCUAAACACCAUCGCAAGAGCAAAUUUCUUCCCCUACGGCAUCGACUUCAACGGUGGUGCUACUGGCAGAUUUUCUAAUGGCAGAUCCCUCGUUGAUUUCAUUGGAGAAAUGCUGGGCGUUCCUUCUCCUCCACCUUUUGCAGAUCCCUCCACGACUGGAUCCAGAAUACUCAAUGGUGUCAAUUAUGCAUCGGGUGCUUCCGGUAUUCUUGAUGAGUCAGGAAGAAACUAUGGCGAUCGGUUUACCAUGAACCGGCAAAUCCAGAACUUUGAGAGCACUUUGAAUCAGUACAGGACAACGAUGAAUCCUGCUGCGCUGAGUCAGUUCUUGGCCAAGUCUAUAGCAGUUGUGGUAACCGGAAACAAUGACUAUAUCAAUAACUACCUCAUUCCUGGCUUAUAUAACUCCAGUUAUAAUUACAAUGCCCAGCAGUACGGCAGUCUUCUUGUUAACAAUUUAGGGAGACAAAUUUUGGCACUGCAUAGUAUGGGGAUAAGAAAGCUCUUCAUAGCAGGAAUUGGGCCACUGGGUUGCAUCCCUAAUAUUCGAGCGAUUGGUUUAGCCCCAGCAGGAAGAUGCAUGGACUUGGUCAAUCAGAUGGUUGGAUUCUUCAACGUAGGGCUUAGAUCGAUGGUGGAGCAACUGAACAGAGAUCAUCCUGAUUCCAUCUUUGUAUACGCCAACACUUACCAUGUAUUGGGCGAUAUCCUGAACAACCCUGCGAGAUACCAGUUUAAUGUUGUGGACAGAGCUUGCUGUGGAGUAGGAAGAAACAGAGGUCAGAUAUCAUGUCUGCCAUUGGAAAUUCCAUGUCUGAACAGAAAGCAGACCGUGUUUUGGGAUGCCUUCCACCCAUCGGAAUCUGCCAUUUAUGUGUUUGCUUGGAGAGCUGUUAAUGGACCACAGGAUGAUUGUUAUCCUGUUAAUCUCAAACAAAUGGCUCUCAUUUAAUUCCCUCAUGUAUGCUCCCUGCAUUUAUCCAAAUAAAAUAUAAAUCAAAUAUAGCAAAAGUCAUUUCA